GGGCCUGUCACAGCUAAGAUGGGAGCCCAAGCCUGCACCGCAUUGCUCCUCGCCUCACUCCUGGGGGCCCUGAUGCUGCCGGCCCAGGGAACUGACCACCAGGAUGGAAUAGACAUCUACAGCUUGAAAUUGGACUCUAGAGUGACCUCACGCUUUGCCCACACAGUCAUUACCAGCCGGGUGGUCAACAGGGCAAAUGAAGCCAAAGAGGCCCUCUUUGAAGUGGAGCUGCCCAAGACAGCAUUCAUCACCAACUACUCCAUGCUCAUCGAUGGGGUUACGUACCCAGGGAAUAUCAAGGAGAAGGCAGCUGCUCAAGAGCAGUACAAAACAGCUGUAUCCCGAGGGGAGAGUGCUGGUCUGGUCAAAGCUGUAGGGAGAAAGGUGGAGACAUUCCAGGUGGCGGUGAACGUGGCGCCAUCCGCCAAGGUCACUUUUGAACUCGUUUACGAGGAGCUGCUGAAGCGGCAACUGGGGAAAUACAAGCUGCUGCUGAACAUCCUACCCAAACAGCUUGUCAAACACCUGCAGAUGGAUGUCCACAUCUUUGAGCCUCAGGGUAUCGCUUUCCUGGAGACAGAGAGCACCUUUAUGACCAGCAACCUGAUGGAUGCCUUAUCUGUGAUCCAGAAUGAAACCAAGGCCCACAUCCUGUUCAAGCCAAAGGAGCCAAGUCAAGGGGACACCAUCCUGGAUGGAAGCUUCAUCGUGCGCUAUGAUGUGCGCCAGGACAUGAUUGAAAAUGGCAUCCAGAUCGUGAAUGGCUACUUCGUACAUUACUUUGCACCAACUGGCCUGUCCACGCUGCCCAAAAGCAUAGUCUUUGUCAUCGACAAGAGCGGCUCCAUGGAUGGGAGGAAGAUUGCACAGACCCGAGACGCUCUGCUGAAGAUCUUGGGAGACCUGAACCCUGAAGACCAAUUCAACUUGGUCGUCUUCAACAGCCGGAUUUCCCAGUGGCAGCCGUCUCUGCUGAAAGCCACCCAGGAGAACGUGGGCAGCGCCAAAAAAUUCGUUUUGGACAUCAGAGCUUCAGGAGGAACAAACAUAAAUGAGGCCCUGCUGGCAGCCAUACACCUACUGGAUGAAAGCAACCAGCGAGAGUUGGUUCCUGAGAAUAGUGUGUCUAUGAUCAUCCUGCUCACAGAUGGUGAGCCCACCGUGGGUGAAACUAACCCCGAGAACAUUCAGCAAAAUAUACAGAGAAGCCUGGAUGGCAAGUAUGCCCUAUUCUGCCUCGGCUUUGGCUUUGAUGUCAGUUAUUCCUUCCUGGAGAAGAUGGCACUGGACAACAGCGGGCUGGCCCGUCGCAUCUAUGAGGAUUCGGACGCAGCCCUGCAACUCCAGGAUUUCUAUCAGGAGGUGGCCACACCAUUGUUGAAGCACGUGGAGUUUGAGUUUCAAGAUAACACUGUUCUGGAGCUGUCACAGAACAACUUCAAUCUCUUCUUCAAAGGCUCUGAGCUGGUAGUGGCUGGGAAACUCCACAAUAAAGAGCAAGAGAAGCUGUCGGUUCUAAUCAAAGGCCAGUCGAAUGGCAAGAACUUAACAUUCGAAGCGGAAGCCAAUGUGGCUGAGAAGGAGAAGGUGUUUCAAAAGCAGAAGUACAUUUUUGGCAGCUUCAUGGAGAGGCUGUGGGCCUAUCUGACGAUCCAGCAGCUGCUGGAGAAAGCUGUUUCAGCCACAGGAGAAGAGCGGACGAAAUUGGAAGCCCGAGCUCUGGCCUUGUCCCUGAACUUCAGCUUCGUCACCCCUCUCACGUCCAUGGUGGUCACCAAGCCAGGCACCGAAGAUGAGGUCCAGUUGGCCGAAAAGCCUUCUGAAUCUGAUAAUGAGCAAGUGGACUCCAGGUUUCAUCCUGGUAGAGGAAGAGGAGUAUCUCAGAGGGUUAACUCCAGGAUGUUCCUGCAGAAAAGUCACUUUCAAGCACCUUCUUCCAACCUUUUGCUGACCAAGGGGAGCUCUUCAAGCCCUCAGUAUCACUCAGCACCCAGAGCGUGGGGGCCUGCAGGAGAGGACUCUUCUGGCCUUCCCACCUCAGCAGGUAGCUUCAGGUUGCGGAACAGGGGACCAGAAGGACCGAGGAGGUUAGCCAGACCAGCAGUUCCUGGGAGCUUGAUGGAUGUUGCCUUGGAGUCAGAGCAUUAUUUCUUAAGAGUUUUUACGACCAGCACUCCUACUGGGGUCUCAGUGAAAGACACCGCUCACUUUAUCCUGCCCCUGCCGGGCCACAGCGACGUCCUGUGUCUGAAUGUCCUCAGUUCAUCCGAGGCCCCACUCGACCUGAUCACUGACCCCAUUCAAGGUAUCACUGUGAGGGGCAAGUUUGAGACGCCAUUGUCUCAGUUUGUGUGGUUGGAAGUCACCUACCAGGAGCCCCCUGUGCAGGUCCGUGUGACCAAAGACCAGAUUGAAGUGACUCGCAACGGAAGGACCUCGCCUCAGAUGUGGAAGGGGACGCUCUUCCUGUCAAUGAGCGGGCUGAGGAUCACCAUGGAAAAGGGAAAGCGCCUGAUGCUCGCUGCCCCCGGCAAAGUCACCAUUGGCCUCGUCUCCCAGGACGUUCCCCAACCAGCCCUAGGGCUCUACUUGGAAGACACUUCCCGGUUUUCAGACCAAGUCACCGGGGCCAUUGGUCAGUUUUACUGUGAUGCCCAUCUGGAAGCUCCUGGUGCCGAGCAAAGUAAUGGUGAGAGAGAGCUGAGUGUCCAGGGACAGAAGCUCCCAGUCACCAGUCAAACCAAGAAGGAUUUCAGAGGAGAAGAGAGAACCAUCUCCUGUUGGGUGCUGGAGAAAUCCUUCUAAUGGGGACACUUCAUUUGCCUGCAGCAUCCACAAACCUCAAGGUUCCAGCCCUUUCGAUACUAGUCCUAAUUUCCUCCCCAAGCUCCGACUUGGACGGGGUUUCUCGGCUGCCGCAGGCAAAGACAAAUCUUUUUCAAAAUGGCCCCUCCUGUGUAUGCCCCAUCUGACCUGGUCCAGGUCUCUGUGGCAGGAGCAAUGUAAAGCCCUGCUAUUCCAAG
Molecule: messenger RNA, 3023 nt
Organism: Tachyglossus aculeatus (Australian echidna)
Lineage: Eukaryota; Metazoa; Chordata; Mammalia; Monotremata; Tachyglossidae
Gene: ITIH4
Product: inter-alpha-trypsin inhibitor heavy chain 4
Exons: 24
Coding region: 19-2805 (928 amino acids)
Biological process (GO): hyaluronan metabolic process
Molecular function (GO): serine-type endopeptidase inhibitor activity
Source: RefSeq, a predicted model, not a curated record